AUGACCUUACCAUUGGUUUUUUUCAAAUGUGGCAAACUGUGCUUUAUCAAUUCAACAACAGCAAACAAAUUGAUAUCAUAUAACCUUUUCCAAUCAUCAACAGAAGUGGAUUCGAUAGGACCAACGGGUUCCAAAACACCUGCGUUUGCAAUAAUUGAGUUUAAUUGUCCAAAUUUUGAAAUAGCCAGCUUAACUGCUUUUUCCGAAGUUGACGAGUCAGUGAUGUCACCAACAACAAAGUCAACUCUAUCUGAACCAUAUUUGUUUGUAAGAGCUUCCAAUGGUGCUUGUGUCCUUGCCACAACAACGACUUUUGUAUUAGGGUCUUUCAAAAGCACUUCUGCAAUUGCUUUGCCAAUACCUGAAUAG
Messenger RNA from Candida albicans SC5314, 369 nucleotides. RefSeq lists its product as uncharacterized. The transcript has a single exon. The coding region runs from base 1 to 369 and encodes 122 amino acids. Lineage: Eukaryota; Fungi; Ascomycota; Pichiomycetes; Serinales; Debaryomycetaceae. The record is from RefSeq and is a predicted model, not a curated record.